Stegastes partitus (bicolor damselfish) is the source of this 3306-nucleotide messenger RNA. RefSeq names its product transmembrane protein 132C. The record is from RefSeq and is a predicted model, not a curated record. NCBI's taxonomy places the organism in Eukaryota, Metazoa, Chordata, Actinopteri, Pomacentridae. The transcript has 9 exons. The coding region runs from base 30 to 3287 and encodes 1085 amino acids.
UCUUGUUUUUCCUGACGGCUCCAAGAAACAUGUUGCAUAUUCUUGUGCUUCAGUCGGUGGCGUUACUUUUGGGAGUAGUCGACUGUCGAGUCUUAGAGGGAUUGCAGAGAUAUUCCUCCUUCCCCACAUACCUGCCCGUCAACUAUCAGCUGCUCAACGCAGACUUGGCAUUUUUCCUGAAGGAAGCCAACCAGGACUUCAUGAGGAACUCUAGCCUGAUGUCACGAACUGAGCCCUUCUUCAUCUACCAGGCCAGAAGUCUGCCCUCCGUGAACACGAGCUAUGGGCCUCUCUCUGUGGAGCAACCUGUCCCGUUGGAGCUCCUACAGAGCCCGGGGACCUUUCCUGCCUCAUCUGUUUUUACCUUUAACUGGAAGGUGCAGACCUUUAUCAUGAACACCCGGAUUCACUUGGCCAAGCCUAGAGUCCAGGUGCUGUUUUAUGUUGCAGGCAGAGACUGGGACGACUACAGUGCCAUCGACAAGCUGCCCUGCGUGCACAUGUUUGCUUUCCAUGAAACCCAGGAGGUGCGUGGUACUUGCCAGCUGAGGGGAGAACUUGGGCUGUGUGUGGCUGAACUGCAGCCGCUUGCCAGCUGGUUCAGCCCGCCCAGUGUAGUGCCAGGACGCCAGAGGAACCUCGAAGUGUCCGAGGGCACCCCGGUGGAGCUCUACUACAUGCUGCAGUCCACAGAAGCAGGAGAGUGCCACUCAGAGGAGUCCAGGAAGGACAAUUUCAUCCGCUCAAGCCAGGAAGGGCUGUUUGGUUCCUACACUUCCACUCCGCUGAGGAGGAUUGGCGGUGUGAGGCUCUACCAGAACCCUACCGAGCCCCCUCUUGCUGAACACAGACUGGAUAAUAACUUUAUGGUCAUGGUGCCAGCCACACCCAUGAGACAGAGGGAAACCGUGUCUGCUUUUAUCACUGUGUCAGCAUACUCUCCUGUGGAGAUGUUUACUCUCAGAGUGAAGUUGAAAGAAGGAGUGACGUUUCUCGGGGCUCGUCCCAGCAACCCCACUCAGUGGAUAGUUAGCCAGGAUGUGAGGAGCGAAGGCCACCGAGUGGUGACUCUUCACUGCCGCAGGAAGGAGUCCAGCUAUGAUCAGCAAAGGUCUGAGAUGGGAGUUCAAAGGGUGCUCCAGGUGGAUCUGAAAAUGGAAAGCUUCCCAGAGCCGACGGGCAGCCGCUGGAUGGCCUGGCAGGUGGAGUACUCGGCCAGCCGUGCUGCCUCGCAAGAGGUGGAGACGGAGAUCCGCCUGGCACAGGAGGACCUGGCGGGCAUUGUGCCUCUGGCCAUGGAUUCAGAGAUUCUGAACACCGCCGUCCUGACUGGGAAGACCGUGGCUGUCCCAGUGAAGGUGGUGACCAUCGGGGUAGACGGCUCCGUUACCGAUGUCUCUGAUGCGGUGAAGUGCCGCUCGACAGACGAAGAUGUGGUCAAGGUGUCUGACAGGUGCGACUAUGUUUUUGUGAAUGGCAAGGAGAUGAAGGGCAAAGUGAAGAUGAUGGUGAACUUCACCUAUGGAUAUCUGAGCGCUCAGCUGGAGCUCAACGUGUGGAUCCCUCGUCUCCCUCUCCAGAUUGAGGUGUCAGACACUGAGCUGAGCCAGAUCAAAGGAUGGAGGGUGCCCAUCGCGGCCACCAGUCAGAGAUCCACAAGGGACAGCGAGGACGAGGACGAUGAUGACAGACGAGGGCGCAGCUGCACUCUGCAGUACCAGCAUGCCAUGAUCAAAGUCCUGACCCACUUUGUAGCUGAGUCAGCGGAUCCUCGAGGCCAGACCAGCUACAUGCUGGGCACGGACUGGCAGGUGGACAUUACAGAGCUGGUGUGGGACUUCCUGAAGGUUGAGAAACCCCAGAUUGCACAGCUGCUGGACAGGAGGAUACUGGUGGGACUCGACGUGGGGAUGACCACUAUCCAGGUGUUGUCUCCUUUGUCAGACUCCAUCCUGGCAGAGAAGACCGUCACAGUGGCAGAUGACAAAGUGACCAUCUCAGAGUUGUGGGUCCAGCUGGUGACGGGCCUCUCCAUGAACCUGCAGCUCAGUCCAGGAAGCAACAAGGCCAUCCUAGCUACUACCACCACACAGGAGGUUCUGCAGAGUCCCAAACAGGAGGCCCUGAUCAGCGCCUGGCUACAGUUCAGUGACGGCUCUGUGGCGCCGUUAGACCUCUACAAUUCGGACUUUUUCGUCCUGACAGCCACGUCCCUGGAUAAGGAAGUGGUGACAGUGAAACAGGACCCCUCGUGGAAAUGGCCUGUCAUUGUAACGGAGGCGGAGGGUCAAGGCCUGCUGGUCAGGGUGGAAAUGACUGUUUGUGAGGUCUGCCAGAAGUUCAAGCGUCGCAGCAUCCUAGCAGCGGGGAACUGUAACGUCAGGGUGAGGUUUGGUCAUGGUGACAGCUCAAGGGGAGGGAGCAGCGACUAUGGCCCUGAUGGAGAUGAUAUGGAGAACAGGGGCAGGCUCUCCUCCACCCAGGACAGGACCGGCCUUGACACUCACUACUACGGCAGCUCCAUCUCUGACAUGGAGGAUGGGGUGUUGAGGAGAGCCACCACUACUAGGAGCGCAAUAAUGCGUCGACCCAAUGGGGAUAAACUUUCAGAUGACGGUAGCCAGAACAUGCCAAUUGACUUUGCCGACUUCCCUGCACAAGUAGACCUGCCCCGUGGUCGCAACAUGGACGACGACCUCGUUCAGACCGCUCGUGGGCUCACAGACCUGGAGAUUGGCAUGUACGCCCUACUUGGGGUCUUCUGCCUUGCCAUCCUGGUGUUUCUUAUUAAUUGCAUUUCCUAUACCCUCAAAUACCGCCACAAGGAGCUCUCCAUCGAGGGCCAGGAGAACAUGAACCAUGCCCAUGAUUGGGUGUGGCUGGGGAACGAAACGGAACUGCUGGAGAGCCAAAUCAGCCUUUCGCCCCAGCAGGAGGAACAGACCUCCAUGAUGGACUCGAGCAGCGGCCUCGAGGAAGGCAGCCACCUGCUGAACGGAGGCUCUGCCCAGAAGAACGUGCAGAGCCAAGUGCACCGCGCGGCGGACGCGAGCAGCAUAUCCAAGGACAGCAAAGGAGACUCCCCCACCACCAAGAGGAAGCGAGUCAAGUUCACCACAUUCACCACCAUCCCCUCGGACAAUAGCUACCCCACUGUUAACACACUGACUGGAAGCCACAGCCAGGACAUUAAGUGGGUGUGCCAAGACGUGCAGCUGGGAGACUCCAAGGAGUUACGCAAUUACAUGGAAAGGUUAAAUGACAGUGCUUUAAAAGAGGUGGCAUAAUGUACUGUGCACACUUGUA